AUGACCGAAAAUCUCCCGCCGUUGUUGACGGUCGCUCUCGACAAGCCUGAAAAGGCAAAGCCGCAAGAGGAUGAGGGCAUAAUCAAGUGCAUCUGCAAUUUCGCCCACGAUGAUGGAAACACAGUCUUUUGUGAGAAGUGCAACACAUGGCAACACAUUGACUGCUACUACCAUCCCCUUGGCGAGGCCGAAAAAGUCAAACAAGAAGACUUCGACCACAGUUGUGCUGACUGCAACCCUCGGGUUCUCGACAAACACCAGGCCAUGGAGCGACAACGGAAACGCCUUGGGCUUCAGCCCGACGAAGACAGUAGUGACAAGAAGCCAAAGAAAGCCCCCGCUAAAACCCAGAAGAAGAAGGUCAAGCCCAGCGAUCUCCAACUGAACGGCCACCCCAACGGCGUGGACGGCUCCAAACACGGAAGUCCACAAGACCAUCCACCAGCAAAGAAGCCCAAACUUUCGCACAAGUCAAGCCAGUCCGUCAGCUCGCAGGCACCAAAGCGAAGCCCUUCCCACAGCGUACCAAGAGCUAUCCACGGCCAUCCCCUGAGCCCUGCCACCACGCCACCCGACCUUCCCCACGACUUCGAGAUUCACCACUAUACCCAGCAAUUUCUUGAUCUAUGCGAUGGAUCCGACGUCCAGAUUGUAGACACGAACACAUAUGCGAACUUGAAGACCCAGACAAAGGUGUCUGACUGGCUCAAGCCAGGCCACGAGCAUUUCCGCAAAGACACGGGUUGUGACUUCAAAGAAGUGAUACAAACAACAGAACCGCCUCGACUCGAUCACACACUACGGGUUGAGAGCAAAGAAGUCCCGCUGACUCAAGACACCAUCUUGCACUGGCAGUACCUCACAACAACAUCCGCGAUUGACGGAGACGUCCCGAUGAUGGAACUGAACGGAAUCGUCGGUUUGCAAAAGGAUUACUGCGAAGAGCCUGAAAAUCAAUGGCCCGACCUUUGCGCGCCUCUACCUUUCGUAUUCUUUCCCCCAUCGCUUCCACUUUUCAUCGACACGAGGAAAGAGGGAUCAAAUGCUCGCUAUGUCCGCCGGUCUUGCAAGCCAAACGCAUCAAUCGACACGUACCAUCUAUCGGAUGGUUCCGUGUUCCAUUUCUGGCUUGUAAGUGAUCGACCCAUUGCUGCCAAUGAGCAGAUCACACUGCCGUGGGAGUUCAGGUUCCCCGGUACCACCCAAAAGCGGUUUGUUCGUCUGCUUGGGCUUGGCGACGAGGAGACGAAUGGACACAACACCGCCGAUAUCGACCAACCCGACUACCUCUUUAUCUCGGAUUGGAUCCGUCGCAUUCUCUCAGAAUACGGGGGCUGUGCUUGCGACCUUGGCAAUGACUGUGCCUUUGCUCGCUUCCAUCGUAAUUACCACGAAAGGGUUCAGCCACGUUCCAAUCCUCAAAAGAGAAAGCGCGCGAAGACCAAAACGCACACCAUCUCACCGACAAGCACUGGCCAGGCUACCAAUAGUCGGGCAGCCAGUGAGGGCCAUCUUGAUGAGAUGGCUGAGACCGACGUCAACUCUGCGGCAGGAUCUCGGAGCAAACCGCCCAGUCGCGACAGAACACCGGCACGGCACGGCUCCUUUGACAAUCUGGGAAUACUCACCGAACCGACGAACCGAGACAAGAGGAAAGUACAAAUCGCUGAGACUUUGUUCCAGAAGUCAGCACAGGAGCAGCAGCAACCACCCCGUAAGAAGAAAAAGGCUUCUACCGAUGCAACUGCCAACUCCACCGUCAUUUCCAACACAGGGAAAUCCAAAGGUCGGACCGGGAAUAGUGAAGCUCCUGAAAAGUCAAAUGGAGCCGACGAGCCUCGCUACGUUGAUGCGGGCACUUCAGGAAGCAAGUCAGAGUCACCAACGAGCGCUUCAUCGCACCAUUCGGCGAAGUCAAUCAAGCCGCCAAGGUUAAUAGCGCCAGGAUCACGCCAGAGCCCGUCGGAAGCACCCAGAACCUACAGCGAUGCUGCGGUGCAGACGGAGCCAGAAGUGGACCCCUGCGUGAAGCCACGGCCAAAAAGGAGGGUCAUGUCUCUCACCAUGAAGCUCAUGGCUCAGAAACGGAGGGACGUUGUUUCACAACGCCCAACCAGCGCCAUGGAUCUAGACUCACCGACGACGACAAGGAGUUCUGUUGGGUCGCCUUCGACUGUACAUAAGCAGUGCCCUCUGUCAUCGCCCACUUCUGCUGCAGAUGUUGACGCUCCUAUGCCUGAUGCGCCUCCCGCACCAGCCAAUGUUGAUAUCGCCAGCCCACCUCUCACCAACGGGCUUGGUCCCAAAGAUGUCAAGUCCCCAGAGCUGCGUGUGUCAAUGCCGCCUCCGACCGCUUUCACCAGUCCCCCGUCUGCAACGUCUGUGACAGCGGCUACAACUCCAAUUUCAACCAAUGGGUCUGUCAUGCAGUCGCCAUUCUCAAUCAACCUACCAAGUUCUUUCGCACCGCCCGUCGUGAAUGGAAACACGGCCACACCCAGCCCUAUCAAGAAGAAAAUGAGCCUAAGCGAAUACAAAAAUAAAGCCAAUAAGGCGGCUGCAUCAGCAAAGUCAGCAUCGGACACCACCCACCCACUGAAGACCGCGUCCUCGACCGCGGACCCUCUGAAAGCUGCUAACAACGGCGAUCAUGGGACAAGCGACUCGGAUAGACCGACAACUGAUGUAGGCGGGGAGGAGACGGCUGGCAGCAUAACGGCGGCUCAAGUCAAUUCCGCUUCCUAA
This is a messenger RNA of Diaporthe amygdali, 2745 nucleotides long. RefSeq lists its product as uncharacterized. Lineage: Eukaryota; Fungi; Ascomycota; Sordariomycetes; Diaporthales; Diaporthaceae. Gene Ontology annotation, molecular function: protein binding. Bases 1 to 2745 code for a protein of 914 amino acids. The record is from RefSeq and is a predicted model, not a curated record. The transcript has a single exon.